AUCCGUGGCCGUGUGACGUUUGAACGGUCGGUGCUUACUGUUGGGAAGUUCGCUGGUCAAAGAUUGCCGGCUUCUUGAGAAUUUGAUGCGUAAGGAAACCCGCGGUGCAUGUGCAGAAUGGACGGUACGUUCUUUAAGGUGAUAAUUCGCGACGACAAAUGGGAUGUGCGGACCGAGGCCAAACGGUUUGGCAUGCUGUACCAGCUGUUCAUCGACCACAAAAAGCCCAAGGAAGUUUUCAUCAAGUACAAGAGCGCCAGGGAUGCAGAAAAGGCGAAGCGUAGCUUGGCAAUGAACGAGAAUGUGAGCCGAGUGGAAGAGAUGGAGAAAUGGGACAUAAAGCCAAAGAAAGUUCCGGAGAAAAAGCUUCCGGAUAUGAACGGUUCCGGAUCGGGCUUAUCGGAUAGAAAUGCGCAGCAUAGAGCCCCGGCUAACAGUAGCGCCGCAGGAAUCGGUGGUGGCCUGAUCGAACCGAUACCGUUGAUGCUGGGCAUGUUUAACGCGUGCACUAGCUGUCGAAAGGGUGGCGCCUCAUUCCAAUGUUUUGUGUGCGGUGCGUUCUACUGCGGAGAACCUUGCCAAAGGGCCGACUGGCCCGGGCACAUAGUCCAAUGCUUGCCGCGCUUGGUCCGGAUCCAUAAUGGUUACGUGCCGAAUGAAGCACAUUCGAUGCCGUUCGCUCCACCAUCAAUGAUGCAAACGCACGGCACCAAUAACAACCACACGAAGCAGAAUGUAUUAAACAAGCAACCUGAAUGGCAGCAGAAUCGACCUGCCAAGGAGGUCGAAAAAAGCCCGUCCAAACCAACCACCGAACCAAAGCAGAACCGGGACAGAGCCUUGGACAACGUAACGCCGGUCUGUAGCGUACCGACCAACGUGCUAAAGAAUUUGGCUCUAAAGCGUCACCAGGAAGCUUCCACGUCGAAACAGAACAUCGCUGCUGCUACUGCAAAGCCCGAAACAUCCACCUCCAAGAUCGAAGCAAUCACUGUCACAAAGGAAAAUGUGUCCAAGCUGACGAAGCGAGCGCAACAGAAGGCGACAGGUCCGGCGAAGCGUACGAUCCAGUACAGCACAUUUCCGCCCGCGGGCGAGUGCGUGAAAAUCUCGUACGUCGCCGACAACGUGCUGUUCGUGUAUCGCAGUGGCCAGGAAGCGAACGGUCAACCGAACCGGUACCUUGACCUGAUCAAGCGCUCGGUCGAAUGUGCGCGUGGCGUGCAGCAGUUCCUGGCGGACGCACCGAAGCCCUGCGAUGUGGUGUUUGCACCGUUCGAUGGUGACCAUUACCGGGCGGUGGUAAAGGCAGUCGAUGGGCCGAUGGCGUCCGUGUUUUAUCCCGACUUUGGUAACACGCAAACGGUCGAAUGGAAUCAAAUGAAGGAGAUACCGGAUAGGGAGAUACAGUACAGCACGUGCUACACCCACCCGGUUAUGAUAGAAGGCGUGGCCGAUUUUUCGCCGCUGGUGAAACAGCACCUGGAGGAGUUGCUAGAGAUGGAAGAUUUUGAGCUGGUGAAGGUGGAUAAUGAAAAACCGAUCACGACGGUUGAAAUGCGCCACGUGCAGGAGCUGUAUCUGUUGAGCGAAACGCUGAAGGAACUUGCCAAAAAGGAAACCGAGAAGGAAAGUGGCGCAGCAGCACCGUCAGCAAAAGCAACGGACAACGAAAAGCAACCCAGUUUGGAUCCACCCACUUCGUACGUUCCCGUUACCGGCGAAGAUUUCACAGAACAUGACCUACCGCUGGGUGAAGACGUUCAGCUGUUGGUAGUGGAAGCGUCCGAUCUGAACGUUUCCAACCAACUGUCCGUAGUGCUCAAGUCGGACAGCUUGGAAUUUGCCAAAAUGAUGAACGAAUGCGACCAGUGUGGAAAUAAGGAUCCGCAUCCGUAUCAGCCGACGGGGGAAAAUGAAGUGUUUCUGGUCCAUUUUGACGGUUGCUGGUGCCGGGCGCUGUUGGCCGGUGUCGGAGAAGAGGCGCUGUACUAUCUGCUCGAUCUCGGCAUCAUUCGGGCCCUGGAAGAGAAGCCCAAUUGUCGCCGAUAUCCUGCCGGAUUGACACGCAAAAUCUUCGUCAGCGAAUGUAUUGUUGACAAUCUUGAAGCGUUGGGUGAGCUGGCCAAAGAGGAAAACAAUGAUUCGCUGCGAGGAAAGACACUGAUCGCUAAGGUUUACCAGAACACGGACGACGACGGUGAGACGAUGCACGUGACGAUCCAUUCCAUUAAUUGAUCCGUUUCGAUCGCAAUCUCCUUCAACUGCGCCAUGCCUUGCUGUGGCAUAACAUUUUUCUACGUUUUCUUUUCAUAGUUUAAGCAUACUCAUUUCACUUCACUUUGGCUCUCAAGCGUUUAGCAACAUGCUCGAAUCAUGUCUGCAUCGUUUCGUUAUUUUUUACGUAUUACUUUUGCCGCUGCUAGGAGGGUGGUAAUGCUAGAUAUUAAAUGCACCUUACGAAUGACAACGGAGUUGUUAGCCUUUUGCCAUGUGUGUUAGAGCUGGAAAGCAGUACUGACGCAACAGCAACAGUGCUUCCAAACGCGAAGCGCACGUUUUAUAUACUCACCCCCUCUACCCCGUGUAAGAAGGUGAUACUAUUGACACAGCCGUUUCCAGCGAUGGUUCAGAACCAUUCCUACUACCAGCGCUUUGGGGGAAAAGUUUAAAAUAAAGAAAACAUUCGCUACUGAACUUCGAAAA
Molecule: messenger RNA, 2706 nt
Organism: Anopheles stephensi (Asian malaria mosquito)
Lineage: Eukaryota; Metazoa; Arthropoda; Insecta; Diptera; Culicidae
Exons: 6
Coding region: 109-2238 (709 amino acids)
Source: RefSeq, a predicted model, not a curated record